AUGGAGCGUAAGAACAUCAAACCUAAGGCACCUUCCAUGAAUUUAGCGCUUCCACCAUCAACAUCCAACUUUGAAACCAAUAUUUCCGCAACUACAACACCAAAAUACGAAGUCAAUGAUCCAGUCACCAGUAUCAGCAAUAAAGUGGAAAAAUUAAAAAUUUCCAAAAACCAGAAGAAAGACGAUGAGAACACGACAAAUAGUCAAACAGUUGAUCCGACAAAUAAAAUUUUAUCCGCCGAAUCUAGAAGCCAGGAGGGAGACGACGAGAACACGACGAAUAGUCGGACAAUUAACAUUUCAUCCGCCAAUUCUAUAAGACAGGAGAAAGAUGAUAAUACAUCCAUAGACGAGGAAGAAGAAGAUAGUGACCCGACACUACCCGAAAGCCCGAUAAAUCCUGCUAUCGAAAAAGAGAAACCAGCAGGUCUUCUCAUUGAAGAACUCCUCAAUGGUAUCAAUAAACUAUAUAUUAAAGACGAUUCGCCUUCGGAAUUGCCAGAGAAACAACCUACAUCGAGCAGCAGCUCUACUAUCGCGAAUCACACACUUAGCCCGAUUGAAUUGGGUUCUAAAUUUUAUUAUGACAUUUCCCUUCGACAAGAGUUUUUGAAUCUGAUAUCUUCUCAGAAGCCCAUCCCCAUCGAUAGUCCGAUAUUUAGAAAGCUUGCAAACACUACAACAUCAAUAGCUCAUUAUAUGAAUGAAAUAAAAAUCCCAGGCGAGCAAUUAUACACAACCGGCACUGCAACCGAGAAGCUGUCCAACAUUGGAAAAGAGGAACUCGCCGAAAUUGAAAGUGAACUCGUCUUAAUCAACGAAAAUCUUGAGAGCGGGUUAAUUCUUUCCACAAAAAAUGCAACAUACUUCUCUGAUAGGACCAAAAAGAUUCUUGACAUGACCACAAAGUUACGAGAUCUGAUUGAGACUGUCUACAAAGCAGUGAUACUUACAGAGAAUAUCUAUGUUGGUCAUCAAUAUCAUUUGCAAAACGGGUUUUUGGAUUUGACAAGCUUUUUCGAUAAAAAUGAAGCGACACUCAGAAGACUGAACAUUAAUGUGAAAUUCGUGAAAGAAGAUCUCGCUACUUUCGAUCAUGGAAUAUCAAAAGUGCUUGAUGCAAAAGGAAAUAUCAAAAUAUCGCUUGACGGAAUAAAUCGUGCCAGAACAUUUUUGAUAGAGAUUAAAGAAAAAUUUUCAAUAUUGGUGGGAAGGAAAAUCUUUAGUGUCCAUGACUCGGAAAGUAUUCGAGAAGCAAUCGAAAAUAUCAAAAAAACUAAACAAAUUUGGAAGGAGAAAGAUUACGAGGCUGUCUCGAAACGAAUCAAAAUUUGA
This is a messenger RNA of Ambispora gerdemannii, 1335 nucleotides long. Lineage: Eukaryota; Fungi; Glomeromycota; Glomeromycetes; Archaeosporales; Ambisporaceae. The record is from the annotation of a GenBank genome assembly.